This is a messenger RNA of Cordyceps fumosorosea ARSEF 2679, 600 nucleotides long. RefSeq names its product Cell wall galactomannoprotein. NCBI's taxonomy places the organism in Eukaryota, Fungi, Ascomycota, Sordariomycetes, Hypocreales, Cordycipitaceae. The transcript has a single exon. The record is from RefSeq and is a predicted model, not a curated record. Bases 1 to 600 code for a protein of 199 amino acids. Gene Ontology annotation, cellular component: extracellular region.
AUGCUUCUCUCCAAUCUCAUCGCUCCUACUAUCGCCCUGGCUGCCACUGUGCUGGCCGACGGCGCGGCCGUCAACUCAGCCUUGCAGACCGUCGACGACGGCAUCAACGCGCUCACGGCCGCGCUCAACGGCUUCUCGGGCGACAUCUUUGGCGCGCUGCCCGUCCUCGGCGCAAGCAUGACGCUCAAGUCGGACAUUGACAAGGCCAGCGGCGUCGCCAAUAACUCGCAGCCGCUCACCUCUGACGACGCCCUCGCGCUCGCAAGCACCGUAAACACCAUCAUCACCGACUCCACCAAGUCCAUCGACGCCUUCAUCGCCGUCAAGCCCAAGUUUGACAAGCUCUACAUCGUCACACCCAUCGCCUCGGGCCAGAUCAAGGACCUCAAGGCGGCGACGGUUACGCUGGGCAACGCCAUCAUCGCAAAAGUCCCGGCCGACUUCAAGGACGUGGCCACCCAGCUUGUCGGCCAGAUCAACGCGCAGUUCGACAGAGGCAUUGCGGCGUACGGCAGCGGCGGAUUCUCCUUCUUUGGCCUCCCUGCUUCGCGUCGAUCCAGCGUUGCUCGUCGAUCCGUGGAUGUUGAGCUAAACAUCUGA